This is a messenger RNA of Symsagittifera roscoffensis, 864 nucleotides long. Its product is annotated as thioredoxin domain-containing protein 6-like. The record is from RefSeq and is a predicted model, not a curated record. The transcript is spliced from 3 exons. NCBI's taxonomy places the organism in Eukaryota, Metazoa, Xenacoelomorpha, Acoela, Convolutidae. The coding region runs from base 127 to 864 and encodes 245 amino acids.
UACAGUUUAAUAAUUGGUUGAGAGAAAUACAUUUUCGACUUUUUGUUGAUUUUGUUUUCUAUGGUCCAUAAUCAGUCAUAUUGAUGGCCAUUGCGUGUUGAGGUGUCGGAGGAGGUGGUGGAGUUCAUGACGAGUGCACUGUGUCACAUCAUGGCAGUGACGAGAGGGGGGAGGGGAGUGGAUGUGGUGGAGGAGUUGAAGAAACUAGCAGGGCCAGAGGACCCCCUCAAGGCCAAACAGUCCAGUCCCGACAGCAUCAGGGCCAUCUAUGGCACAGACAGCACCCUCAACGCAGUACACGUCAGCAAGACUAUCAAGAAGGCAGACAAGGAGGUGAAGCACUUCUUCCCCAGACUGAAGAGACCCCUGGAGAGUGAGGUGCGGCUGGGGGAGUUGGAGAAGACAGUGGUGUUGAUCAGACCAGACGCCUACAAGCAGUUCGGCCAGCAGAUCCUGUCUGCCCUGGAGGGGGAGCACAAGUUCGUGGUGGAGAUGAGGAAGGAGGUGCGGAUGGGGGAGGGGCAGGUGGCGGAGUUCUACAAGGACAAAAAGAAGGAAAUAUACUACAAGAGUCUGGUGGAGACCAUGGUCAAGGGUCCUAGUCUGGUGUGUGGUCUGGCGAGGGAGAAUGCGGUGGAGCAUCUGAGACGCAUCCUGGGUCCCUUCAUCCAGUCGAAGGCCAAGAGUGAGCAGCCGGACAGUCUCAGAUCUAGAUUCGCAGUGGACCAUAACACUGGUAACAGUCUGCACGCACCCCUGGAUGCGAAGAGGGCCCAGUGGGAGUUGAACCACUUCUUCCCCGUGGAACACACCAUGGUCAUCAUCAAACCCAACAGAACUGCCAGGGCACAGAAAAGUACAUAG